AUGUUGGUUGUGAUACUUCUGAAUUUAGUUCUUGCAAAAGAUGCUGUUAGCCAAGGACUAUCCCCUAAUGAACAGAUGUUUACGAUCAUUGGUCUUAUUUUUGGAUCGUCUGUAGCAACUCUCGGCUUGUUAAGUUUUAUAUAUUUCACAUUGAAAUUCAUCAAAAGAAAAAUGUCUGAACCUCAGUAUGUCAUUGACAAGGUAUCCGAUCGUAAAGAUAAUCAGGCAAUUCAUCCUGUUAAUGAUGAUUUCAUUGUUCAAAUUCCGCAUAUCAGUCAAAUUCAACCAGUUUUAAGCAUUCCAUACAUGUAUUCUUCGGUCAAACAGUCGUUAAGUGAUUUACGCACGACCUUGGUGCCAUCCAGUUGGUCGCGCGUUCAACAUUUUUACGAUUCAACUCCAAAGAAAACGGAUUUGCCUACUUAA
Molecule: messenger RNA, 426 nt
Organism: Adineta ricciae
Lineage: Eukaryota; Metazoa; Rotifera; Eurotatoria; Adinetida; Adinetidae
Source: the annotation of a GenBank genome assembly